Molecule: messenger RNA, 1358 nt
Organism: Aegilops tauschii subsp. strangulata
Lineage: Eukaryota; Viridiplantae; Streptophyta; Magnoliopsida; Poales; Poaceae
Source: RefSeq, a predicted model, not a curated record
UUAAAAGUGAAUAUGAUUAUGUUAUUUUUAUGACCAACGUUGUUAAUAACAUGAUCAUGUUUUAUUUAAAGGUGCAUUUAUUUCUAAUUUUUGCCCAACGGUAAUAUAGAUUUAAUUGCAUAGACAAUUAUAUGUUUAAUUUGACCAACGUUAGAUUAAUACAUAUGAUUGUUAUAUUAAUGUCACUUAAAUUGUAAUUUCAGGAGGCUUUCAUUUGAUGAGUUGCCUAAAAGAAGUUCCGACACUCAGAGGUGACAACCACACUGAGUGGAGGAAGAAAGUUGAACUGGCGUUUGUUUGUGCUGAUCUUGACUGGGUUGCGGAGAAACCACAGCCGGUCAGACCCACAGAGCCAGUAAGAGAGGCUACUGACGAUGAUGCUGCAUGGGCUAAAAAGAGAGGGGACUAUGCUCUUUUGGAGCAGUCCUACCUCAUAGAUAAUCAAAAGUGGGUCAAUGCAAAUAAAAAAUUCAUGGCCUUUAUAAAGAACACCAUUGAGAGCGCCAUUGUGGGCUCCAUUGCAGAGUGCACUUCCGCAGGGGAGUUGCUCUCAAAGAUAAAGAGCCAGUUCACUGGCUCUUCAAAGAUAUAUGCCACCCAGGUGUUAGAGCAACUGGUGACAGAAAAAUACAGAGGUGGCAGUCAUGGCAUAAGAGAGCACAUCCUCAGGAUGAGCAAUAUGGCUGCAAAGCUCAAACCAAUGGAUGCGGAUCUGGAGAUCAAACCAGCGCUCCUGGUCCACCUUGUCAUGGCUUCAUUGCCACAGGAGUUUGAAGCUUUUGUAGUGAACUAUAAUAUGUCACCUGGAACAUGGGACGUAGAAAAGACAAUAGCAAUGUGUGUUCAAGAAGAGGAGAGACUAAAAGCCGCACAUGGUGGUACACUCAACUAUGUGCAUGGUCACAAAAGAAAGAAUUAUAAUCUAAACAACAAAAGUUCUCCUUCAAAGCCACAAGGAAAAGUUUCCUAUCAGCAUCAGCGUCAGCAACAGCCUUUCUCAGUGGACAAAGACACUUGUCUCCACUGUAAGAAGACCGGGCAUUACAAGAAAGACUAUCCCGUUUGGCUAAAGUCGAUCAUGGCAAAAAGAGGGAUUCCAUUCGACGCGGACUACGCUAAGAAGCGAAAGACGCAUUGAAGUGGCGAACGGAGUUGAAGCAGAAGUUGAAGCUGUCGGUGAUAUCUCCUUGGAGUUAGCUGAUGGAUUCAAUCUUCUACUUAGAGAUGUUUUAUUCGUUCCAUCAUGUAAUAGAAACUUAAUAAGUGUUUCUUGCUUGGACAAAGAUAAUUAUGAGUGUUAUUUUGGACAUGGCAAGUGUGCCAUUUGGUUAAAUAAUGCUUAUGUGGGUGAUGCUUUA